UCCCGGCCCGUCCGGGCGGCUGCGCGCGCCUCUCCCCUUCCUCCUCCUCCUCCUCCUCCUCCUCCUCUCGCCGCGGCCGCUGCCCACACGGCAGGGAUGGAGGCCAUCGAGGAGCUGGCGGUCCAGCCCUGCACCUCCUCCCUCUACCUGCGGCCUUUCCGCCUCUCUUACCGGCAGAAUGGCACGAAGAAGUUUUGGGAUUUCAUGAGGACACAUGACAGUGUGUCAAUCCUGAUCUUUAAUACUUCUCGGCAGUGCUUUGUUGUGGUGAAGCAGUUCCGCCCAGCUGUUUACAUGUGUGAAAUAGAAAGGCAUCAUCCUCAAGUCUUUGAGAAUCAGGACAAGCAGAGCUUCACUUCCCUGGAGAAUCCCUUACCUGCUGUGGUUGGAGUGACCUACGAACUCUGUGCUGGCAUUGUGGACAAGCCAGGCCUUUCAUUAGAAGAAAUUGCCUGUGAGGAAGUCUUGGAAGAGUGUGGCUAUCGUGUUUCCAUUGCAGACCUCAGGAGGAUCACUUCUUACAGGUCCGGAGUUGGUGUGACAGGUUCUAGGCAGACUUUGUUUUAUGCAGAAGUAAACGACCAGAUGAGAACCAGUGGAGGAGGUGGCCAGCCUGAAGAAGGAGAGCUGAUUGAAGUUGUGGAAAUACCUUUAGGAGAAUCCAUGAAGUUUGCUUAUGAUGAGACUUUCCCGAAGACAAUGGGUGUCAUCUUCAGCUUCAUGUGGUUCCACAACAACAUAGCACCUAAACUACCCAAAAAGUAAAGCACCAUGAUUUUAAGGAAAGCUUUUCUGCUGGUGCUGUGCAUGCAGAAAACUGCAAAUCUGCCUGCCUCAAUCAACUCAACUUCUCACAAGAUAAUAUUUUCUUUAAAUAAAUUUGGAUGUAAAUUAUGAAUUAAAAUAUUCACACAGUUUCCAUUAUUAGCAAAACACUAACUGGCUUCACUGGGGCCAGGAUUUGCCUUGGAGAGCCAAAUGUUGAUUUUUGUGCAAAGGUUAAAUGAAUGUGUCCAGUUCUCCUUUCUCACAGCACUGUUUGAGGAGCUGCCCAAGCCCUCAGCACAGCUGUCUCAGGAGCCUCUCACCAUGUCUGUACAUACUGGCAACUGUGUAUUCAUUGUCGGUUUUGAUAUUUUUUUUAAGAAAGCAGCAAACCUUAAUAGUCACAGAUAACAGUGUUCCUGAGUUCAGCACAGCUUUCAGGGAGCAGCUUUCUCUGUGGUGUAUGGCUCCUGUACAGAGGAGGCUUUUGCAUUUCUGAACAUGCAAACCUUUAUUUCAUAAGCAAACAGGUCUGUAAAUCCUGCUAACGUGUCACUUUGACAAUGGAGCAGCUGUAAGAUUAUGUGCUCCUGUUUGUUCCCAUCACAAUGCUGGGCAGCAGUGAUGGUGAUGGAGGGGUGAAGGGUGGGGGCUUCUGCUGGAACACAUGCUUCUUUGUUUGCUUUAUGGGCAAUAGUUGAUAAAUUAGAUCAAACUUUGUCCUCGAGAGCGGGACCAGAGAGGCCAAAUUCUUUUAAUUUGACUAUGAGGUGAUGAACUCAAGUGAUUUCUCUGAGGUUUGCUGUGGUCUCAAUUUCCUUACCACCCAAAUGAGAGGAAUGGGACUCACCCCUCAGAUAGCACUUCUUGGAAUCUAAUGACUGAAAGUGCUUUAUUGUGAUUUUAUCAUGAUUUGUGCAGUUUACAUGAAAGCCUGUGCAACCUGCACAGACACACUGAGGAAUGUCUUUUAAAAUCAACGUCUUGAUUUAAUAAUUUGAUUUAAUAAAGUGCUCUAAUUAGAACAUAUAGUACAUGUUCUAUCAGUGUAGGUUGGAUGUGGACUGUUUGUCAUGUGAAACUGUUAAGAGCAUGAAUGAAACAGAAUCAAGUCUGGCAAUUUAAUUAUGCACUGGGUUAUGUUAUUCACUGACUUAAUCAACAUGUCCAUAUUAUAAAUGCCUCCAGGGGUACUGAGGUGCUAAGUGUGUUUAGAAGAGAACUGCAAAUCUGCAAACUUGAACUUAACAGCUGAAAUAAAUGCAGCAGAGGUGUCUGAUGGUG
Messenger RNA from Vidua macroura (Pin-tailed whydah), 2049 nucleotides. RefSeq names its product nudix hydrolase 14 (gene NUDT14). The coding region runs from base 97 to 765 and encodes 222 amino acids. The record is from RefSeq and is a predicted model, not a curated record. The transcript has 5 exons. Gene Ontology annotation, biological process: nucleoside phosphate metabolic process; ribose phosphate metabolic process. Lineage: Eukaryota; Metazoa; Chordata; Aves; Passeriformes; Viduidae. Gene Ontology annotation, molecular function: UDP-sugar diphosphatase activity; metal ion binding.